Molecule: messenger RNA, 621 nt
Organism: Bolinopsis microptera
Lineage: Eukaryota; Metazoa; Ctenophora; Tentaculata; Lobata; Bolinopsidae
Product: secreted 45 kDa protein-like
Exons: 4
Coding region: 1-621 (206 amino acids)
Source: RefSeq, a predicted model, not a curated record
AUGGCUACUGUUAACGACAAGGAGUUGGAGGAUCUGCUCUGGAAAUGUUCUGCUUGGAUACCUAAAGCGAUGGAACAAGUCGGGUGCACUGCUCCAGCGGAAAAAAUGAAACAGCUGAAGGCUGAGCUGAGCUCCAUCAAGAGCCAGUUAAUCGAGAAUCAGACAUGGGUAAUCAGCUUACAGGAGCAGAUUAUCGACAACAAGGACAAGCAGCUCGACGCAGUAAAGACUGUGGUCAAGUCUUCAGUGGAGAGCAACUUGAAAGAACAGUUCAAGUCAUACAGUGAAGCUGCUGCAGAGAAAGUUACGGUCUGCCAGACUGAUAGUUUGGCAGAUCCGGCUACUCUGAAGAAAUUGGUCAAGUCCGUCGUCCAGGAGGAGGAUCGGAGCAGAAACGUUGUAUUAUUUGGACUGCCAGAACAGAAGGACGAGAAUGUUGAAGAGCGUACAAGUACAAGUACAAGUACAAGUACAAGUACAAGUACAAGUACAAGUACAAGUACAAGUACAAGUACAAGUACAAGUACAAGUACAAGCACAAGCACAAGUACAAGUACAAGUACAAGUACAAGUACAAGUACAAGUACAAGUACAAGUACAAGUACAAGUACAAAACACUAA